Molecule: messenger RNA, 2134 nt
Organism: Priapulus caudatus
Lineage: Eukaryota; Metazoa; Priapulida; Priapulimorpha; Priapulimorphida; Priapulidae
Product: UDP-glucuronosyltransferase 1-4-like
Exons: 3
Coding region: 780-2036 (418 amino acids)
Molecular function (GO): UDP-glycosyltransferase activity
Source: RefSeq, a predicted model, not a curated record
GGCAGAAUCCAGCGUCGCUCUGCCUCGCACAUAACUCCAAUCCGUGAUUCGCACCAGAGGGAGCUUUAGAGUUACCAACGUUAGUUGGUUGCAGUUAUAUAUAUAGCCCAGGCCACAAGUCCAGUGUCAGCACACUCUGCGAGCUCAGCUGUGGGUCUUCGCCCGUGUUACUGACCUGUACUGCUCCAGUACGGCUAGUCUCUCUUAGAGCCUCUCGUACUCUCCCUGCUUGAUCGUUGCUACUAGCUGUGAGUCGUCAGCGUAAAGCGUGGAUGACCAGGAGUGACUCUGGGUGACCAGGAGUAACUGUGGGUGACCAGGAGUAACUGUGGAUGACCAGGAGUGACUCUGGGUGACCAGGAGUAACUGUGGGUGACCAGGAGUAACUAUGGGUGACCAGGAGUGAUUCUGGGUGACCAGGAGUAACUGUGGGUGACCAGGAGUAACUGUGGGUGACCAGGAGUGACUGUGGAUGACCAGGAAUAACUGUGGAUGACCAAGAGUGACUGUGGAUGACCAGGAGUAACUGUGGAUGACCAGGAGUGACUGUGGAGGACCAGGAGUAACUGUGGAUGACCAGGAGUAACUGUGGGUGACCAGGAGUAACUGUGGAUGACCAGGAGUAACUGUGGGUGACCAGGAGUGACUGUGCGCGACCAGGAGUGACUGUGCGCGACCAGGAGUAACUGUGCGUGACCAGGAGUAACUCGAGGACUAGGUCUAGCUUUUAGUUGCCUGUACAUUUUGUGAGUACGCUGCGACAAAGACUCGCCGACAACAUGCGGCCGACGCGAUGCUGCUGCCACCUGCUGGCGCUCGUCGCCUGCAUCGCCAUGACGACGACGCACGCGCACAACAUCCUUCUCGCGCAGACGCCGCUCUUCGGCGGUCGCCUGAUGCUGAUGACGCGCGUCGGCGCGUUGCUACGGCAACGCGGACACAACGUGACGAUGCUACUCAACGGGCCUCAGGCGGGGAAGCUGAGAGCGCAGCUGGACGAUCUAGGCAUCGAAGCAGCUGUGCUGGAUUUCCCCACCGCUCCUCAACUCGUCGACGAAUGGGCCGCCUUCAUGCAGAAGAUCUGGCGACGUCCGGAGCUGUGGACGCCCAUCGAAGACCUGCGCCGCUUCGGGCGCCACCUACAGGCGCAGUGCCGACAGUUGCUGCACGCCAGCGCCCUCGAGCGGCGGCUGCGAGCGGCGAGUUUCGACGUCGCCGUCGUCGACGACUUUUGGAACGCGUGCGCGCUUGCGUACGUGCGUCGCUCGCUCGAUCUCCCCUACGUUCUCUUGUCGUCGGCGUCGCUCGGUACCCAGGUGGCGCUGGCGCUGCACGUGCCGUCGCCGCCGUCCUACGUGCCGCAUUAUUCGCCGAUGCGACGCAACCCGGUGACGGACGCGAUGACGCUGACGCAGCGGGCGCAUAAUCUCUACCUGCUGCUGCGCGACGCAGCGAUGGAGAGAGAACUGUUCAUCGACGCUUACCAGCAGGUGAAGUCCUUACUGAUGUAUGUACCACACGCUAGCACACGUCUCUUCAUCACACACGGCGGGGGACUGAGCCUACACGAGGCGGUCUGCCACGCCGUACCCGUCCUCGGAAUCCCUCUCUUCGGCAACCACCAGGUGGCGCUGCUUAGGCUCGUCACGCGAGGCAUGGCGACCAUGUUGGAUCGGAGCGAGUUGACGGUGGAGACCCUGGUGGCACAAAUCGAAAGCAUGCUGGCAGACGAGAGUUAUCAGCAAAAUGCUACCAGACUGCAAGCCCUGCACGAAGAUCAACCAAUCAGCCCGGCCGACGCUGCAGUCUACUGGAUCGAGUACGUCGCUCGCCACCAGGGGGCGGCACAUCUGCGGCCGCGGGGAAUGGAUUUGAAUUUCUUUCAGUACUUCAUGCUCGACGUAGCGACGCUGUUUGUCGCGAUCGCCGCGGCAACCGGCUUCCUAGCCUUCCUCUCGUGUCGCAAGAUUUCGCGCAAGAGAAAGGAGACUCCAGCGACGGACAGAAAGAACAAUGAAGCCAAAAAACGCGAGUGAAAAGCAGAAGGGGACGAGUAAAGCGGCUAUCGAGUUUUUAUUCGAUUUCGUAAAAAGCGUGAAGACGACAAACGCAUCAACUUCUCCUCAGACGACUA